AUGAUUUAGGUGUUUAUGAAGGGUAAUGGGUAAAUGAUUAUUAGUAAGGGAGUAUAAUCUUACAGUAGUGGAGAUAUUCAAGUUGGAUAAUGGAUGAAUGAUAAACUGCAUGGAGUAAUGAUGUAUAUUCCAAAGAAUGGUGGGUAGAUAGAAAUAUAGAAAUAUGAGAAUGAGGAGAUAUUAGAGAUAUUAGGUAAAACAGAUAAUGUUUAAAAUUGA
This is a messenger RNA of Stylonychia lemnae, 219 nucleotides long. The record is from the annotation of a GenBank genome assembly. Lineage: Eukaryota; Ciliophora; Spirotrichea; Sporadotrichida; Oxytrichidae.